Molecule: messenger RNA, 750 nt
Organism: Serpula lacrymans var. lacrymans S7.9
Lineage: Eukaryota; Fungi; Basidiomycota; Agaricomycetes; Boletales; Serpulaceae
Exons: 2
Coding region: 1-750 (249 amino acids)
Source: RefSeq, a predicted model, not a curated record
AUGAGAGCCAAUGGCCUCAACCCACCCAAUGUUGAGUGUUGGUUUGACCUAGUGGAGGCUUGCCUAGUCCUCCAGUCAGAUGGAGAGGAGAUCAACCCCAAAAACAUCUAUGGUAUGGAUGAAACAGGCAAUGUGCCAUCUGAUCAUGGCACUUGCCAAUUAGUUGAGAUGAAGGAAGCAAAGCGGCAACUUCAGCAGGGCAGUGGAGAUCAUGGGAAUGUCACUGCAAUUAUAACUGUGUGUGCGGAUGGCACAACAGUGCAGCCCACACUCAUUUUCAAGGGCAAGAAUAUUAUGAAAAAGUGGGGGAAUAAUAAUAUAGCAAAUGGAUUCCUGGCAAAAGCAGCAUCUGGGAGCUUUCUUGUGUUGAAGGCUCUAGUUAAAUCUUUCAGUCUGAUUACAAAGCCUGUUCUCAAAGGCCCACCAGAUAUACCAAUUCCCAAGUGGUCCCUCGUAGCUCCUACAGUCUCUGUAUCUGAGAUGUUGCACAAUGACCUGCAAUUAUAUGCCUCAGAACUUCAGGACAGUCUAAUGCUUCCUAAGCAACAUGUACAAGGCCGGGAUGCAAUCAUCAAGGGAGCCCAUGCUCAGCUCGUAAUCCAAGAUAUUUUCACAAUGAAACAAGGUCAGGCCCUUUAUGCAAAAGAGAAUUGGAAGGAAAAUGAACACACCAAGCUGUUUCAUGAGGGCAAGGGCCGACAUUUGACUAGUGAUGAAUUUAUUCUUGAAGUUGAGCAGACAGAACAAUGA